AUGCUGUCCAAAUACGUCGUCGCCGUCGCCGCGCUCGGCCUCUCAACGCUCGCGUCCGCCCAGCGGCCGUGCGGCCUCAGGAUUGCGCCCUGCCCUGCCGACCAGCGCUGCGUCCCCAACUCCCCUCGCUGCACCGACCUCAACCGGUGCCGGGGGACAUGCCAGUUCAGGAACAAGUACACUUCGUGCGGCGGGUUUGUCGUCCAUCCCGCCACCUGCCCGGACGGCUUCGAGUGUCGCGACGACCCUCGCCUCCCCGGGAGCUGCGGCCUGGCGUGCGACAAGCCGGGCGUCUGCAUCCCCAAGUCGGCUCCGCCGUGCGGCGGAUUUGCCGGCUUCGCUUGUCCCACGGGCCUGUUCUGCUACGACGUGCCCGGCGACGGGUGCGAUCCCAAGAACGGAGGCGCCGACUGCAUCGGGGUGUGUCUGUAG
Molecule: messenger RNA, 432 nt
Organism: Metarhizium album ARSEF 1941
Lineage: Eukaryota; Fungi; Ascomycota; Sordariomycetes; Hypocreales; Clavicipitaceae
Product: Kazal domain-containing protein
Exons: 1
Coding region: 1-432 (143 amino acids)
Source: RefSeq, a predicted model, not a curated record